AUGGCGUGCUUCCACCUUGAAUACGGCAAUGUGCAACCCUAUGAAUUCAUUCUUCCACCAAGUUGGAAACAGACAAGAGUUGCCAACAUACUUUCAGGAAAUUAUUGCCAACCCAAAUGUGCUGAACCAUGGGUGGAAGUGAAAUUUGAAGAUGAAAAGCAAGGCAAAGUUCAGGUGGUCGCUUCGCCUUUAAUACGCCUAACAAACAAACCUAAUGCAACUAUUGAUGAUAUUGGAAGCCCUGAGAAGGUGAUUGCUUCUCUUGGCCCAUUUGUGACGGGUAAUACAUAUGACUCUGAUGAACUCAUUGAAACGUCAAUUGAGAAGCAUGGCAAUCAAACGUACUACUCCUAUGUGCUUGAAACCCCAUAUGCUGCCACGGGUUCGCAUAACCUAGCAAAAGCCACAGCUAAAGGAAACACGGUAGUCUUGUUUGUAGCAAGCGCAAAUGAUAAGCAGUGGCCAACUUCUCAGGCUACUCUGAAGGCCAUGGUUGAUUCUUUCCAAAUAUAAGAUGCAUGCUGAGGAACACCACACAUGGGCUGGCCUGGAGCUUCUGAUCUUAGUUUAAUCGGCAGAAUUUUUAAUUAGAGAUGAUGUUUCCUGUGCAGAAGGUAUCGGGUUAAUUGGAAUGGUUUAUUUAGGUUAGAAUAGAUUAAUUUACAGUUGACCAUGAUGCAUGUUAUUACUAAAAUAUUUGUUUUGAGAAGAUUUUGCCAUAUGAUUAAUUAAAAAAAAUAGGGGCAU
Molecule: messenger RNA, 747 nt
Organism: Phalaenopsis equestris
Lineage: Eukaryota; Viridiplantae; Streptophyta; Magnoliopsida; Asparagales; Orchidaceae
Product: psbP domain-containing protein 6, chloroplastic-like
Exons: 4
Coding region: 1-513 (170 amino acids)
Biological process (GO): photosynthesis
Cellular component (GO): photosystem II oxygen evolving complex; extrinsic component of membrane; photosystem II
Molecular function (GO): calcium ion binding
Source: RefSeq, a predicted model, not a curated record